AUGCUCGCUCACCGUCGUAGGGCACAUUACUGCGCAAGUGUAUUAUUGCACCAGUAGGGAGGGAAAAGUUCCCGACCAGACGAACGAAAGAUGCGGAAGCGGAUGAAGAAGUGGAAUCUGAAAACAAUGGCGGUAGAAUCAAGGAGAAUUUGAGAGUUGCCCAAAAGAAUGAAAAACAGAGUAAAACUAGUGUACAGUGAUGAGAAUUACCAUUCGUAUCUAGUAGGAGUACGGUUUGUUAAAUGAGGAGCAGUUGAGCAUAGUACCAAUCUUGAAGAAACCAGUUGAGUUAUCCAAACUGUUGGAGAGAGUGCUGGGUAAAGUGAGGAGGCAGUCUUGUUUCGAUUUUUUGUUGUUGUUGUGAUUCUUCGGAUCAGAAGGGAUGUGCGUUGUGUCCUAACCGAUUUGAUAAGUUUGAAGUCUCGUGUGUGUCUCUUCGGAACAGGGCAUUCCUCAAGUGGUUAUAUCUGGCGUCUCGUGGGAAGUCGAUUUUGAGGUUUUCUUGCUUGAUAGAAGCACGUCGGAUGAAUCGUAUGGUGAAACAGUGAAGAGUAACGUUAUCUGUUCUUAUAUCUUUUGAUAUGGAGUCUCUCCCUACUCAAGUGCAGUUAGAGUAUAUCAACUACAGAGUCAGAGCAUUUAUCCCAAUACCAAUGCAGUGUGAUCAUUGUAAAGCUUUUGGUCAUGUAGCAAGUGUUUGCAGAAGGGAGAAGCCGACAUGUCCAAGUUGUGGAAAUAAUCAUAUUAUGUGUUAUAAAAGUGAUGAAUGUGACAUGUUGCAAUUGCGGAGGGAACCAUGAAGCCACGUCUUCCAAAUGCACCACGAGGGUGAAAGAGAAUGAGGUGGCCAAAGUCAGGGUUGUACAGAGCAUUUCAUAUGCAGCAGCUGUGAAAAGGUUUUGAGUGGUAGUGGAUAGGCCUAGGCUGCAGGGGUUGCCUUUCAUCAGCAGGAUCCUGAUAUGUUAAAGGUUAAAAAGGUGGACUUUGUGGCAUUUAUAGCUAUGGUAAUUAAUGGCACUGCCAAGGUGGAGAGAAGGUCCAGGAAGAUAGAAAUAAUAGUGAUUGCGGCAGAGCGGUUCCUGGGGCUGAAAGAUUGAUCAGCGAAGGAGUUAUAUGGAAUAUUGGCACAAGCCCUACCACACUCUCAGGAAGAUAAAGAUAACCGGGGAAAAAUGAAGUUUUGGCAAUGUAGAAUUUUAUUAGGGUGGAUUAAGUUAGUUUCACUAUUACGUAUGGAUUCAUUUAUUUAAUUUUAUUUGGUUUCAAACCGUCCAGUUGGUGGCGGCAGUACACCUUUUGGGGUGUAGUCCGCGAUAAAACCCACAGAAGAAGUGCGCAUGCUCAACACUUGAACUUGGUUAUGAUUUUGGUCGGCAGCAUGGUUUCUACUGUAGCCGGUAUGGCGGCGAUGUAUGUUGUUCCAUGAGGCAGUGAAGAAGAGCCUUUCAUUCGCACUGAGUGAGAGGGAACAAGCAAAGGCCAUGGCAGGAGUAUUCGACAUUGAUUUGGAUCAGCAGGACGAAAAUGUGUCUGAGGACGAACUCGAGGAUGGAAUCCAAAUGAGCGAAUAUGGGCGACAAUGCAGCGGGUUUGAAUUUAACAUGGAUGACUGUGAAAAGUUUGAAAUCUCUGAAGACAGCGUCAACAAAGGAACAGAGCAGAUUCGUCCGGAAUGCUUUGAGUUGCUCCGAGUUUUAGGAAAAGGAGGCUAUGGAAAGGUUUUUCAAGUUCGUAAGAUGUCGGGUGCCACUUCGGGAAAGAUCUUCGCUAUGAAGGUCUUGAAGAAGGCCAUGAUAGUGCGUAACGCUAAGGACACUGCUCACACCAAGGCAGAGAGGAAUAUCCUGGAGGAGGUGAAGCACCCAUUCAUAGUGGACCUCAUCUAUGCCUUCCAGACAGGGGGCAAGCUGUACCUGAUCCUGGAGUACCUUUCUGGUGGGGAGCUGUUUAUGCAAUUGGAAAGGGAGGGGAUCUUUAUGGAGGACACAGCGUGCUUCUAUCUGGCAGAGAUUUCCAUGGCUUUGGGACACCUGCAUCUGAAAGGCAUCAUCUACAGAGACCUGAAGCCAGAGAACAUCAUGCUCAGCAACAACGGUCACGUCAAGCUCACAGACUUUGGCCUGUGUAAAGAAUCAAUCCAUGACGGCACUGUUACUCACACCUUCUGUGGCACCAUAGAAUACAUGGCCCCAGAGAUCCUGAUGAGGAGUGGACACAACCGGGCUGUAGACUGGUGGAGCCUGGGAGCUCUCAUGUACGACAUGCUGACAGGAGCACCACCAUUCACUGGGGAAAACAGGAAGAAGACCAUUGACAAAAUCUUAAAGUGCAAACUGAACCUGCCACCUUACCUCACACAAGAAGCUAGGGACCUUCUAAAAAAGCUGCUGAAACGCAAUGCAUCGUUACGGCUGGGGGCAGGCCCAGGAGACUCCUCAGAAAUUCAGAGCCACCCGUUCUUCAGGCAUAUUAAUUGGGAUGAUCUUCUCGCUCACAAAGUGGAGCCUCCAUUCAAGCCUUUUCUGCAAUCAGCUGAUGACGUGAGCCAGUUUGACUCCAAGUUCACUAGCCAGACUCCCGUGGACAGCCCUGAUGACUCCACGCUCAGUGAAAGUGCCAAUCAAGUCUUCCUGGGUUUUACGUAUGUAGCCCCCUCCGUCCUCGAAAACAUCAAGGAGAAAUUCCCCUUUGAGCCAAAAGUCAGCUCACCAAGAAGGUUUCUGGGAAGCCCAAGAACACCAGUGAGCCCAGUGAGGUUCGCUGUGGGGGACUGCUGGCCCCGGGCCCCCACCCAGACUGGAACCUCGUCACUUGGGGGUUUUGAGUCUGGAGACCAGCCCAUGGAGGUUGGUGUGGAGCAGAUGGCCAUUUCCUCCGAGGUGUCUGCCCCCCUGCCUAUCAGAAAGCCCUCUGGCAACACCACCACAGGCGGCCCCUUCAAGAAGCAGGCCUACCCCUACCCCAUCUCCAAGCGGCCCAAGCACCUCCAGAUGAAUCUAUGACACUGCUCCAUCUAGAACUUCUUUCCUAAAUCCUCCAUUCACUUAUUUUUUUAUUUUAAGAGACUUAUAGAAAUUAAAUAAAUGACUGACGGACCGUCAGCACCAUUCACCAGCUCCUUCAGACGCACCUUCCAUCCCUGCCUCCCUCCUUUCCUUCCAUCCCUGCCUGUCCCUCUCUCCCUGGUUGGGCAGCUUGGCAGCCACACAGGGCUUUCUACCCUAGCAGAUAUGACAAACUAUAGGAGCCUCCUGUUAGGGAGAGGAGGAACUAGGGAGAGAACUCCCUCCCACCAAUUAGAGCUUUAGUCAGACAGCAAGAGGUCUUGACUACUUCCUUCAGCCCUGUAGAGUAUAUCUAGAGGAAGAGAUGAGAGCAGUGCUGCUAGAUGCUGCUGUCAAAUUCCGGUGUGCUCCACUGGGCUGGCUUCUCAUGACACGCUGGUGGUUUGUGCUUUAGGUGAGCGGGGACAGAGUGUUACUCCUGAUGCAGCAGUGCUUUCCCUCACCAGGAGUGAGACAUUAUUGAUCAAUGAAACUGGGUAAUAGACUUUUAAAGCCUGAGGGUGGAGAUGAUUCCCCCUUAAAUGCCUCUACUUCAUUUUUAGAACUUGCUGACGAGGGGUUACAGGAUCCAUUGUAGCUGAAUACAGUAGAUGGAGUCAAUCACAGUGACACAAUGUACACAGAACACAAUAUUCACUGUAGACUCAGUUACCCUGCUAUAUAUAGUGUAUUACAUUGUUCAAUUUAUAAAAAAUAUGGAAUCAACAAUUCCUUUUUCUGCUUUGUCACUUGAACAUCCCAUCAGGAUAAAUCUUGUAGAACAUGUCUGGGCCGUGUUCUGUAUGUAGAAAACGUAUUGACACUGAGUGAAACAGGAAGGUACAACCUGAACUCGUCCAAUGAGAACAUCGAUUUCCCUGAUCCCUACUUAACAUGACCCUGAGCCACGUUCAGUUGCCAAGCGUUGUUGUACGUUGCCGAUAGAAAUGGCAUGAAUAGAGCUGACAUGAUUCCUUGUUCUACAUGUCUACAUAUCACAUUUAGCCCUGAACGUUGUGUCCUUCUGAACACGCGGUGUCAUUGAUGGAGGGGCAGCUAAAAACACGACGUGUACUAUUUCAGCUGAAUGCAUCACCUCCUGCCCCACUUAUCCUUCAAUACCAAAUGCUGACACUGCUUUACCAGUCUGACUGGAGCUCUAGGUAGAUGGAAAACCAUUUAUGUAUGUAGUACAUUUUUGCGUUGAAUGUAAACUGACUCGAUGGCUUUGAGUGUCACUUACUCAGAUGACCCACAUAAGUUCUCCACGAUUAUGAUGCAUGCAGGUUUAUUAUAAUAUUAUGGACCUAUUCUUUUUGGGCGUCUGCCAAUUUGUGAUUGUCAGAGACCAACCGAGAACUUGUCUUUUUUGUAAUUGAAAGAAGCAAAGCAUUGAGGCCAAAUUCUCGUCACCACUGCCUUUUAGUGUUUAGCUAAUCGCCAGGUUGCAUUUUUCUAAUAGUGUACCUGGCUAGGUGCUUCAUGGAUGCUUCCCUCAGUCUUUAUGCAGCCUUGGUGAUAUCAGUAGGGCUAGUACCUCUGAUUCCAUUUUAUCUAGGGAUUGUUUGAAAUAUGGUGUGACUUGAAGCUUAUGUAUGCAUAUAUGUGGUCUUUAACUGUCUUUGCCUCUGGAGAAAAGCCAUUUGAUCCUCUUCCCCGAACAGGAACAUUUGUCACAUUAAUAAUAAUCCAAUCAUACGGUUCUGUCUAGAGGAAGGCAGCAUGCUUCCUGAGACCUAAACUUGAAAUUAUUCCUUUCUGUCUGGAGAUGUAACAAUAUUUGCUCCAGUGAGUUUAGAUACUGUAGUUUCCCUCCAAUGUGGAGCUAUCAGAUUCACAUGACUAAGAUAACGAUCAUGUUUGUGUGUGUCUGUGAUUUGAUAAACUUGAAAAUAUGCCUCAUUCAAUAAGCAAACAAUUGUACUAUUCUGUAUAUUUUUGAACCAGGCAGUUUUAUUUGGGUUGUUCUCUGGAAUCUGUUAGGCCUACAUCAUGACUGAUAGGUUUGUAGAGGGACACACACAAGUCCUUUUCAAUACAAUUGAAUGUGUAUCCUGACAAAGGAUUUCCUAUUCCAAGACAGGUUUAUUCAAGUAUACAUUUUCACCCCCUUGUCUGCCUGUCAGUGAAGGAAUGGACAAAUUGCUUUGGUUUCAGGUUCCAUUGGAGAGGAUGUUUGGUGUGCUUCAGAGCAACUUUCACCCCCACAGUGACCAUGGCUUACCUUUUUUGAAUAUAUUUAUAACCCAACUUCUGUUUUAUUUUUUAUAAGUGCCAUUAUAUAUAUUUCCACUGCAUCAGUCACACUAUGCAACCAAUGUAUUUAUGUAUUUUGCAUUAUGUUUAAAAAAUGUCUUUAAGUAUGUUUUUUCCAAUGAAUCUGUUUUGAGAAACCUCCAAAUGCAGCAGUUCUUCAGUUUGGAAUAAAGAAUGUCUUAAUAUGUAAGGUGCAAAAUAGAAUCCUAUUGUACGAGGGAUAAGUUCAGAAAGUCAGGUGCAAAAUAGAAUCCUAUUGUACGAGGGAUAAGUUCAGAAAGUCAGGUGCAAAAUAGAAUCCUAUUGUACGAGGGACAAGUUCAGAAAGUCAGGUGCAAAAUAGAAUCCUAUUGUACGAGGGACAAGUUCAGAAAGUCAGGUGCAAAAUAGAAUCCUAUUGUACGAGGGACAAGUUCAGAAAGUCAGGUGCAAAAUAGAAUCCUAUUGUACGAGGGAUAAGUUCAGAAAGUCAGGUGCAAAAUAGAAUCCUAUUGUACGAGGGACAAGUUCAGAAAGUCAGGUGCAAAAUAGAAUCCUAUUGUACGAGGGACAAGUUCAGAAAGUCAGGUGCAAAAUAGAAUCCUAUUGUACGAGGGACAAGUUCAGAAAGUCAGGUGCAAAAUAGAAUCCUAUUGAAGUUCAGAAAGUAAUUUUUUGAUCUUGUGCCGGCUUUAAUUCUGAAAACGUGAUAUUUAAUAAGAUGCCUACAGCGUGUUGAAACAUGGGCAGUUUAGGUGUGUGUGUGAUGAAAAAUACUCACUGAUGCAAAAACGAAUGGGGGGGUUGGGGAUGUGCCUUUCUUGAAGAAAUUGCAUGUAUUUUCAGAUGUGUAUGGAAUGUUCGUUACUGAGGAAGAUGAUUAGACCAUAUGUUUCUCUCUCUAGUGGUAUUUGAUGAAGUGGUUUUCUGUGCUGCUCUAACCUGUUGAUACUGAAAUGAUACUGAUCUGAGUGAUUUCAGAGCUUGAGGACCUUUUUAUAGUUCAGUGUAUGAAUAUGAUUGAUCUUCUCAUUAGAAGACUGCUGCAAACAGUUAAUCAGAGUCAAUAUUUCACCCCUAUAUUUAUUCCUAGACAUUUCAGGGGGUUUGGAUGUUGAUAUGUAAGUGGAUGGAUGUGAACAAAAUAAAAAGCAUUUACUGAG
This is a messenger RNA of Oncorhynchus kisutch (coho salmon), 6442 nucleotides long. Its product is annotated as ribosomal protein S6 kinase beta-1. Lineage: Eukaryota; Metazoa; Chordata; Actinopteri; Salmoniformes; Salmonidae. Gene Ontology annotation, molecular function: ATP binding; protein serine/threonine kinase activity. The transcript is spliced from 14 exons. The record is from RefSeq and is a predicted model, not a curated record. Bases 1413 to 3002 code for a protein of 529 amino acids. Gene Ontology annotation, biological process: signal transduction; protein phosphorylation.